UCCGGUACUGAUUCAGCACUCUCUCCUGCUGCGGCUCCACAAUGGCCGAGGGAGGAGAAGCCGAGGAUGAAAUCCAGUUUUUACGCACUGAUGACGAGGUGGUGUUACAGUGUUCAGCCACCCUUCACAAGGAACAGCAGAAGCUGUGUCUGGCCGCAGAGGGCUUCGGGAACAGACUCUGCUUCCUGGAGUCGACCUCCAACUCCAAGAAUGUUCCCCCAGAUCUGUCGAUAUGCACUUUUGUGCUGGAGCAGUCGCUGUCCGUCCGCGCUCUGCAGGAGAUGCUGGCCAACACGGAGGAGAAGGCUGAGGGGAAAUUCAUGAUGAAGACGGCGCAGGGCGGAGGUCACCGGACUCUUCUCUACGGCCACGCCGUCUUACUCAGGCACUCCUACAGUGGGAUGUACCUCUGCUGUCUGUCCACCUCACGCUCAUCAACAGAUAAACUCGCAUUCGACGUGGGACUACAAGAAGACACGACAGGAGAAGCAUGCUGGUGGACCAUACACCCCGCUUCCAAGCAAAGGUCAGAAGGAGAGAAGGUCCGUGUAGGUGAUGACCUCAUCCUGGUCAGCGUGUCUUCCGAACGCUACCUGCACCUGUCGUAUGGCAGUGGCAGUUUACAUGUUGAUGCUGCCUUCCAGCAGACUCUGUGGAGCGUAGCACCGAUCUGCUCAGGAAGCGAGGUCGCCCAGGGUUUCCUGAUCGGUGGUGAUGUGUUGAGGUUGUUGCAUGGUCACAUGGACGAGUGUCUGACCGUUCCGUCGGGAGAGCACGGAGAGGAACAGCGAAGGACGGUGCACUACGAGGGGGGAGCAGUGUCCACCCACGCUCGCUCCCUCUGGAGGCUGGAGACGCUCAGAGUGGCCUGGAGUGGCAGUCACAUUCGAUGGGGUCAGCCGUUUCGUUUACGUCACGUGACCACAGGAAAGUACCUCAGCCUGCUGGAUGAUAACGGCCUGCUGCUCACGGACAAGGAGAAAGCAGACGUCAAAUCCACCGGCUUCUGCUUCCGCUCAUCAAAGGAAAAGCUCGACUUCGCUCUGAGGAAAGAGGUGGACGGAAUGGGCGUUCCCGAUAUCAAAUACGGUGAUUCGGUGUGCUACAUCCAGCAUGUGGACACUGGUCUGUGGCUCACCUACCAGUCAGUAGAUGCCAAGUGUGCCCGGAUGGGCGGAGUGCAGAGGAAGGCUAUAAUGCAUCACGAGGGUCACAUGGAUGAUGGUCUGACCCUCUCUCGAUCCCAACACGAAGAAUCCCGCACGGCCAGAGUCAUCCGCAGUACGGUGUUCCUGUUCAACCGCUUCAUUAGGGGUUUGGACACGCUUAGCAAGAGGGGAAAAACCUCCAAGCUCGAUCUGCCGAUCGAAUCGGUCAGCCUGAGUCUGCAGGAUCUGAUCGGCUACUUCCAGCCACCCGACGAGCACCUAGAGCACGAGGACAAGCAGAACCGACUCCGAGCGCUGAAGAACCGACAGAACCUGUUUCAGGAGGAGGGAAUGAUAAGCCUGGUUCUGGAGUGUAUCGACCGCCUGCACGUCUACAGCAGCGCUGCUCAUUUCGCAGAUGCGGCGGGACGGGAAGCAGGAGAGGCCUGGAAAAAUAUUCUCAACUCGCUUUACGAGCUCCUAGCUGCUCUGAUCAGGGGCAACAGGAAGAACUGUGCUCAGUUUUCCUGCUCACUGGAUUGGCUGAUCAGUCGCCUGGAGAGACUGGAGGCCUCGUCAGGUAUCCUGGAAGUGCUGCACUGUGUGCUGGUGGAGAGCCCCGAAGCCCUAAACAUCAUCAAGGAGGGGCACAUCAGAUCCAUCAUUUCCCUGCUGGAUAAGCAUGGACGCAACCAUAAGGUCCUGGACGUGCUGUGUUCUCUAUGUGUGUGUCACGGUGUGGCCGUUCGCUCCAACCAGCACCUGAUCUGCGAUAACCUGCUGCCAGGGAGAGACCUGUUACUGCAGACUCGUCUGGUCAACUACAUCAGCAGCAUGAGGCCAAACAUCUUUCUGGGAGUGAACGAAGGCUCGGCGCAGUACAAGAAGUGGUAUUACGAGCUGAUCGUGGACCACGUGGAACCGUUCGUGACUCCAGAGGCGACUCAUCUGAGGGUGGGCUGGGCGUCAACGCCCGGGUACUCACCCUACCCGGGAGGAGGCGAGGGCUGGGGGGGCAACGGGGUCGGGGACGAUCUUAAUUCCUACGGUUUUGACGGACUACACCUGUGGUCAGGCUGUAUAGCUCGGACGGUCAGCUCCCCCAAUCAGCACCUGCUGUGUGCCGACGACGUAAUAAGCUGCUGCCUGGACCUCAGCGCUCCCAGCAUCUCGUUUCGAAUCAACGGCCAGCCCGUUCAGGGCAUGUUCGAGAACUUCAACACCGACUGCCUGUUCUUCCCUGUCGUCAGCUUCUCUGCUGGAGUUAAAGUGCGCUUUCUAUUGGGCGGUCGUCAUGGAGAAUUUAAGUUCCUCCCUCCGGUGGGCUACGCACCAUGUUUCGAGGCGGUCCUGCCACGAGAGAAGCUCAGAGUGGAACACAACCAGGAGUACAAACAUGAUCACGGGGUGACCCGAGACCUGCUGGGACCUACGCUCACCCUGUCACAGGCUGCAUUCACACCUACACCCGUAGAUACCAGCCAGAUCGUUUUGCCGCCUCACCUUGAACGAAUCCGAGAGAAGCUGGCAGAAAACAUUCACGAGCUCUGGGUCAUGAACAAGAUCGAGCUGGGCUGGACCUAUGGAGCGGUUAGAGAUGACAAUAAGAGGCAGCACCCGUGCCUGGUGGAGUUCUCCAAACUUCCAGAACAGGAGCGCAGCUACAACCUGCAGAUGUCUCUGGAGACUCUAAAGACUCUGCUGGCACUGGGUUGCCAUGUCGGCUUGGCAGACGAACGAGCGGUGGACAAAGUGAAGCACUUGAAGCUGCCGGCCAAAUAUGAGCUAUCCAGCAGUUAUAAACCUGCUCCUAUGGACCUGAGCCACGUCAAACUGGCCUCUACACAGGAGGCCAUGGUGGACAGACUGGCAGAGAACGCACAUAACGUGUGGGCAAGGGACCGCAUUCGCCAGGGAUGGACCUAUGGGGUUCAACAGGACGUGAAGAACAAGAGGAAUCCACGCCUGGUUCCUUACGUCCUGCUGGACGAGAGAACCAAGAAAUCCAACAAAGACAGUCUACGAGAGGCCGUGAGAACAUUGCUGGGCUACGGAUACAACCUGGAGGCUCCUGACCAAGACCAUGCCCGAGCCGACAUCAGCAACGUAUCCACGGAGCGUUUUCGGAUCUUCCGGGCUGAAAAGACCUACUGCGUGAAUGCCGGGAAGUGGUAUUUCGAGCUGGAGGUGGUGACCGCAGGCGAGAUGCGGGUGGGCUGGGCUCGUCCGGGCUGCCUGCCCGACCAGGAGCUGGGUUCCGAUGACCAAGCCUUCGUGUUCGAUGGAUUUAAGGCCCAGCGGUGGCACCAAGGGAACGAGCACUUUGGGCGUUCAUGGUCGGCGGGUGAUGUGGUAGGAUGCAUGGUGGACCUGAACGAGCACACUAUGAUGUUCACGCUGAACGGCGAGGUGCUGCUGGAUGACUCGGGCUCCGAACUUGCGUUCAAGGACUUUGAGGUCUGGGAAGGGUUCAUCCCGGUCUGCAGUCUGGGUGUGAGUCAGGUGGGCCGGAUGAAUUUUGGGAAGGACGUGAGCACGCUGAAGUUCUUCACCAUCUGCGGCCUGCAGGAGGGUUACGAGCCCUUCGCCGUCAACAUGAACCGAGACGUCACCAUGUGGCUGAGCAAGAGGCUUCCUCAGUUCAUCCCUGUACCCGCCGGCCAUGAGCACAUCGAGGUCACGAGAAUUGACGGCACAGUGGAGACCCCGCCAUGCCUAAAAGUCACGCAGAGGUCGUUCGGAUCCCAAAACAGCAACACGGACAUCAUGUUUUACCGGUUGAGCAUGCCCAUAGAGUGCGCCGAGGGAUUCACCAAACCCGCCGGCGGGACUCUGCCGGCCAACGGAAGCUUCUUCUCGCCCAAGAAAGAUCUGGAGGAUUUUGAGACCGUGUCCGACUUCGAGGUUCUGAUGAAGAGCGCUCACGGUCACAUGGGCUCCAACGGCCCGGACAAAGACAAGGACGAAUUUAAUAACCAUAAGGACUACAACCAAGAGAAGCCGUCCAAACUCAAACAGAGGUUUAUGAUGAAAAAGUCCAAACCCGACUUCAGUACGAGCAACUCCUCCACCCGUCUGUCACAAGAAGUGCUGGCUGAUGAGAGAGACGAUUACGAGUUGCUCAUGCAGACGUGCACAUACUACUACUCUGUGAGGAUUUUUCCGGGCCAGGAGCCGUCCAGUGUGUGGGUGGGCUGGGUGACAUCCGACUUCCACCAGUACGACCCAGCCUUUCAGCUGGACAAGGUUCGAACCGUCACCGUCACUCUCGGAGACGAGAAAGGCAAAGUUCACGAGAGUAUUAAGCGCAGUAACUGCUACAUGGUGUGGGCCGGUGAGAGCAACAAUCCCGGCCAGAGCCGGAACAAUAACGGCCUGGAGAUCGGCUGUAUGGUGGACACAGCCAGCGGCCUGCUAACCUUCACCGCCAACGGCAAGGAGCUCAGUACUUAUUACCAGGUGGAACCCAGUACUAAACUCUUCCCUGCAGUGUUCGCCCAGGCCACCAGCCCCAAUGUUUUCCAGUUUGAGCUAGGAAGAAUAAAGAACGUGAUGCCACUCUCAGCUGGGCUGUUUAAAAGCGAGAGGAAGAACGCCGUCCCUCAGUGCCCACCGCGGCUGCACGUUCAGUUCCUCACGCCGGUGCUCUGGAGCCGGGUGCCCAACCAGUUCCUUAGGUCAGAGGUCAACAGGGUGAACGAGAGGCACGGCUGGAUGGUGCACUGCACAGAACCGCUGCAGUUUAUGGCCCUGCACAUACCUGAAGAGAACAGGACGGUGGAUAUCCUGGAGCUGACGGAGCAGCGCGAGCUCCUUCAGUUCCACUACCACACGCUGCGCCUCUACUCGGCCGUGUGCGCCCUGGGGAACCACCGGGUGGCGGCGGCGCUCUGCAGUCACGUGGACGAGUCGCAGCUGCUCUCAGCCAUCCAGAACAAGAGCAUGGCGGGCCUGCUGCGCACCGGCUACUACGAGCUGCUCAUCGACAUCCACCUGAGCAGCUACGCCACCGCCCGCCUCAUGAUGAACAACGAGUACAUCGUGCCCAUGACCGAGGAGACCAAGAGCAUCACGCUCUUCCCCGACGAGCAGAAGAAGCGACACGGUCUGCCCGGCAUCGGGUUGAGCACCUCUCUGCGCCCGAGGAUGCGCUUCUCGUCCCCGAACUUCGUCAGCGCCGUGUACGCGGGCAACGGCGGCGGGGAGCGGUUCCAGUUCAGCCCAGAAUUCCCACUAGAAACGCUAAAGAUCCGAACAAUGGAAAUGCUCACAGAGGCGGUUCAGGAGGGCAGCCUGCACGUACGCGAUCCGGUAGGGGGCAGCACCGAGUUCCUCUUCGUGCCGCUCAUUAAACUCUUCUACACCCUGCUCAUCAUGGGAAUCUUCCACAACGGAGACCUCAAGGCGAUCCUGCAGCUCAUCGAGCCCAGCGUCUUCUCGCAGGACUCCGGGGAACACAGCGGGAGCAUCGGCCCGGAUAGGGACGCGGAUCCUGCGGAAAAACGGACCGAAGUGGGAUCAGGAGACGAGGAUGAGAGCGGGAAGAGAAAAGUGCCUAAAGAGGGUCUUCUGCAGAUGAAGCUUCCUGAACCGGUCAAACUGCAGAUGUGCCACCUGCUCCAGUAUCUAUGCGACUGUCAGGUCCGGCACCGGAUCGAGGCGGUAGUUGCUUUCUCCGACGACUUCGUAGCUAACCUCCAGGACAACCAGCGCUUCCGCUAUAACGAGGUCAUGCAGGCGCUGAACAUGUCAGCCGCGCUCACCGCUCGCAAAACCAAAGAGUUCCGCUCGCCGCCUCAGGAACAGAUUAACAUGCUGCUGGGCUUUAAGAAUGAGAAGCAGGAAUGCCCGUGUCCAGAGGACAUCCGAGAGCAGCUACUGCUGUUCCAUGAAGAUCUAAUGACCCACUGUGGUAUAGAGAUCGACGAUGAUAAGGCGGGGGAGGGAGACGAUUUUACUAUUAGAGGACGUCUCAUGUCCCUCGUGGAGAAGGUUGCCUACCUGAAGAAGAAAAUGACUGACAUGCCGAAGAAAAAAAAGGCCAAGAAGCCUAGCACUCUGCAGCAGCUGAUCUCCGAGACGAUGGUGCGCUGGGCUCAGGAGUCCGUGAUCGAGGACCCAGAGCUGGUCAGGGCCAUGUUCGUGCUGCUGCACAGACAGUACGACGGCAUCGGAGGGCAGGUGCGCGCCCUGCCCAAAACCUACACCAUCAACGCCGUCUCCGUGGAGGACACCAUCAACCUGCUGGCGUCGCUGGGGCAGAUCCGCUCGCUGCUCAGUGUCCGCAUGGGCCGCGAAGAGGAGAAGCUCAUGAUCCGCGGCCUCAGUGACAUCAUGAACAAUAAGGUGUUCUAUCAGCACCCGAACCUGAUGAGAGCUCUGGGCAUGCACGAGACUGUUAUGGAGGUCAUGGUUAACGUACUGGGUGGAGGAGAGUCCAAGGAAAUCACGUUCCCUAAGAUGGUGGCCAACUGCUGUCGUUUCCUCUGCUACUUCUGUCGGAUCAGCCGGCAAAACCAGAAGGCCAUGUUUGAUCACCUGAGCUACCUGCUGGAGAACAGCAGCGUGGGUCUCGCGUCUCCGUCCAUGCGGGGCUCCACUCCACUAGAUGUGGCCGCUGCCUCAGUGAUGGACAAUAACGAGCUAGCUCUGGCCCUCAGAGAGCCCGACCUAGAGAAGGUGGUGCAGUAUCUGGCUGGCUGUGGCCUCCAGAGCUGUGUAAUGUUGGUAUCUAAGGGUUAUCCUGAUAUCGGAUGGAAUCCCGUAGAGGGAGAACGAUACCUCGACUUCCUCCGCUUCGCCGUCUUCUGUAACGGCGAGAGCGUGGAGGAGAACGCGAACGUAGUGGUGCGGCUCCUGAUCCGCCGGCCGGAGUGCUUCGGGCCCGCCCUGCGCGGCGAGGGUGGAAACGGCUUGCUGGCAGCGAUGGAGGAAGCCAUUAAGAUAUCGGAGGACCCGAGCAGAGACGGACCGUCGCCCACAUCGGAGGACAGCAAGACCCUGGAUACACUGGAGGAUGAGGAGGACGACACGAUACACAUGGGCAAUGCCAUCAUGACUUUCUAUGCUGCUUUGAUUGAUCUGCUGGGUCGCUGUGCUCCGGAAAUGCACCUGAUACACGCUGGCAAAGGCGAGGCCAUCCGUAUCCGGGCCAUCCUGCGCUCUCUCAUCCCCAUCGAGGACCUGGAAGGGGUGAUCAGCAUCCCCUUCUCCAUGCCCACACUCGCCAAAGAUGGCUCUGUGGUGGAGCCGGACAUGUCAGCUGGCUUUUGUCCGGACCACAAGGCAGCAAUGGUUCUGUUUCUGGACCGUGUUUAUGGAAUCGAGGACCAGAACUUCCUGCUGCACCUGCUUGAGGUCGGCUUCUUGCCUGACCUUAGAGCUGCUGCCUCCUUGGACACGGCCGCUCUGAGUGCCACAGACAUGGCUCUGGCUCUGAACCGCUACCUGUGCACGGCGGUGCUCCCCCUGCUGACCAAGUGCGCCCCUCUGUUCGCGGGCACAGAGCCGUUCGCUUCACUCAUCGACUCGCUCCUCCACACCGUCUACCGCCUCUCUAAGGGCUGCUGCCUCACCAAGGCACAAAGAGACGCCAUCGAAGAGUGCCUGCUUUCUGUGUGUGGCAAACUCAGACCUUCUAUGAUGCAGCAUCUUCUGAGGCGCCUGGUAUUCGACGUUCCGUUACUGAACGAACACACCAAGAUGCCACUCAAGCUGUUAACCAAUCAUUACGAGCGAUGCUGGAAGUACUACUGCCUGUCCGGUGGAUGGGGAAGCUUCGGCGCUGCAUCCGACGAGGAGCUCCACCUCACCAGGAAACUCUUCUGGGGAAUUUUCGAUGCUCUGGCCAGAAAGAAAUAUGAUGCUGAGCUGUUCAAGCUGGCUCUACCGUGCCUCAGUGCCGUGGCAGGAGCUCUACCACCAGACUACAUGGAGUCCAACUACGUGGCCAUGAUGGAGAAACAGUCAUCUAUGGACGCAGAGGGCAAUUUUAACCCUCAGCCUGUCGACACCAGCAAUGUAAACGUUCCUGAAAGGCUGGAUCACUUCAUCAAUAAGUAUGCUGAGCACUCACAUGAGAAAUGGUCCAUGGAGAAGUUUGCUAAUGGAUGGGUGCAUGGAGAGCUGUUGUGUGACACAUCCAAAGUACAUCCACUGCUAAAACCCUAUAAAGGAUUGUCUGAGAAGGAUAAGGAGGUGUACCGCUGGCCGAUCAAAGAGACUCUGAAGACCAUGCUGUCAUGGGGCUGGAGCAUCGAGAGGAUGAGGGAGAACGACCCAGCCAGCUUACACAGCCGCACCCGCCGGAUCUCCCUGUCCAGCCAGUUGUCUAUAGAGGGCGCUCAUGGGUUCAGUCCCCGGCCAGUGGAUAUGAGCAAUGUGACCCUGUCCCGGGACCUGCAUUCUAUGGCGGAGCUGCUGGCAGAAAAUUACCAUAACAUUUGGGCCAAGAGGAAGAAGCUUGAACUGGAGGCCAAAGGAGGGGGAAGCCACCCACUGCUGGUCCCCUACGACACAUUAACUGCCAAAGAGAAAUCCAAAGACAGAGAAAAAGCACAAGACAUCCUCAAGUUCCUUCAAAUCAAUGGCUACACUGUAUCAAGGGCUGUGAAGGAGCAGGAUCUGGACACCCCGUCCAUAGAGAAGCGCUUCGCCUACACCUUUCUGCAGCAGCUCAUCACCUAUGUGGACGAAGCCCAUGAACACAUGCUGGAAUUCGAUGUUUCUACACGUCCAAAGGGAGAAAAAAUUCCUCACGAACAGCAGAUGAAGUUCUUCGGAAAGGUCGUUCUGCCUCUGGUCGACCAGUACUUCAAGAACCAUCGGCUGUACUUCCUCUCAACAGCUGUCCGACCAAUCAGCAGUGGAGGUCACGCGUCCAAUAAGGAGAAAGAAAUGGUCACCAGUCUUUUCUGCAAACUGGGAGUUCUUGUCAGACAUAGGAUAUCACUGUUUGGAAAUGAUGCUACAUCUAUCGUGAACUGUCUUCACAUCCUGGGACAGACGCUGGAUGCAAGGACAGUGAUGAAGACCGGUUUGGAGUCUGUGAAAGCAGCACUGCGGGAAUUUUUCGACAACGCCGCCGAGGAUCUGGAGCGGACGAUGGAGAACCUGCGACAGGGUCAGUUCACGCACACCCGAACCCAGCCGAAAGGAGUCACCCAGAUCAUCAACUACACCACCGUGGCACUGCUGCCCAUCCUCUCCUCGCUAUUCGAGCACAUCGGUCAGAACCUGUUCGGAGAGGAUCUUAUACUGGAUGAUGUCCAGGUCUCCUGUUAUAGAAUCCUAAACAGUCUCUACUCCCUCGGCACCAGCAAAAGCAUUUAUGUGGAAAGGCAGCGUCCUGCUCUUGGCGAGUGCCUGGCGGCGUUCUCCGGAGCCUUCCCCGUGGCCUUCCUGGAGCCUCAUCUCAACAAGUACAACAGCUACUCCAUCUACAACACAAAGGGCUCCAGAGAGAGAACGACGAGCAGUCUUCCAGCGCAGGUAGAGGAAGCCUGCCCUCUGGUGCCGUCGCUAGAGAAGGCUCUGCAGGAAAUCAUGGAGCUGGCCGAGUCGGGCAUGCGCUACACCCACAUGCCUCACGUGAUGGAGGUGGUGUUGCCCAUGCUGUGCAGCUACAUGUCUCACUGGUGGGAGCACGGACCCGAGAGCAACCCGGAGCGCGCCGACACCUGCUGCACCUCGCUCACCUCCGAGCACAUGAACACCCUGCUGGGUAACAUCCUCAAGAUCAUCUACAACAACCUGGGCAUCGACGAGGGCGCCUGGAUGAAGAGGCUCGCGGUCUUCUCUCAGCCAAUCAUCAGCAAGGCUCGGCCACAGCUGCUGAAGAGUCACUUCCUGCCUCUGAUGGAGAAGCUGAAGAAGAAGGCGGCCACCGUUCUCCUGGACGAGGAGCACAUGAAGGCUGAAGGUCGCGGUGAGAUGUCGGAGUCGGAGCUGCUCAUCCUGGACGAGUUCACCAUCCUGGUGCGGGACCUGUACGCCUUCUACCCGCUCCUCAUCCGCUUCGUGGAUUACAACAGAGCAAAGUGGCUGAAGGAGCCGAACCCCGAGGCCGAGGAACUGUUCCGCAUGGUGGCAGAGGUCUUCAUUUUCUGGGCCAAAUCUCAUAAUUUCAAACGGGAGGAGCAGAACUUUGUGGUUCAGAACGAGAUCAACAACAUGUCCUUCCUCAUUACCGACACCAAGUCCAAGAUGUCCAAGGGGGCAGUAUCAGACCAGGAGAGGAAGAAGAUGAAAAAGAGGGGUGAUCGAUAUUCCAUGCAGACCUCUCUGAUUGUAGCUGCUCUGAAGAGGUUGCUUCCUGUCGGCCUGAAUAUUUGUGCUCCCGGAGACCAGGAGCUCAUCGCCCUCGCCAAGAACCGCUUUACCCAGAAAGACACAGAGGAGGAGGUUCGGGAGAUCAUCCGUAACAACCUCCACCUGCAGGGAAAGCUGGAGGACCCUGCUAUCCGUUGGCAGAUGGCUUUAUAUAAGGACAUGCCCAACCGCAGUGAGGACACCUCAGACCCAGGGAAGACCGUCGAGCGAGUGCUGGACAUCGCCCACGUGCUCUUCCAUCUAGACCAGGUUGAGCACCCUCAGAGGAGUAAGAAAGCUGUGUGGCACAAGCUGCUGUCCAAGCAGAGGAAACGAGCCGUGGUGGCCUGCUUCAGGAUGGCGCCGCUGUACAACCUGCCCAGACAUCGAGCGGUGAACCUCUUCCUGCAGGGCUACGAGAAGUCCUGGAUUGAGACAGAGGAGCAUUAUUUCGAAGACAAACUCAUUGAGGAUUUAGCUAAGCCGGGCGGAGAGGAGCCCUCGGAGGAGGACGAAGGGGUUAAACGCAUCGACCCUCUGCACCAGCUCAUUCAGCUCUUCAGCAGGACGGCGCUCACCGAGAAAUGUAAACUGGAGGAGGACAGCCUGUACAUGGCUUAUGCCGACAUCAUGGCCAAGAGCUGCCACGAUGAGGAGGAAGAAGAUGAAGAAGAAGUGAAAAGUUUUGAAGAGAAGGAGAUGGAGAAGCAGAAGUUGUUGUACCAGCAGGCUCGGCUACACGAUCGCGGAGCUGCCGAGAUGGUGCUACAGACCAUCAGUGCCAGCAAAGGCGAGAUGGGACCGAUGGUGGCGUCCACUCUGAAGCUAGGCAUCGCUAUUCUGAACGGCGGAAAUUCCACAGUCCAACAGAAAAUGCUAGACUACCUAAAGGACAAGAAGGAUGUGGGAUUCUUCCAAAGCCUGGCAGGACUAAUGCAGUCCUGCAGCGUUUUGGAUCUGAAUGCUUUCGAGAGACAGAAUAAAGCCGAGGGUCUGGGCAUGGUGACGGAGGAAGGCUCAGGCGAAAAGGUGAUGCAGGAUGACGAGUUCACCUGCGACCUCUUUCGGUUCCUGCAGCUGCUUUGUGAAGGACACAACUCAGAUUUCCAGAACUACCUGAGAACACAAACUGGAAACAACACAACCGUCAACAUUAUCAUCUCCACCGUGGAUUAUCUGCUUCGAGUACAGGAGUCAAUCAGCGAUUUCUACUGGUAUUAUUCCGGAAAGGACGUGAUUGACGAGCAAGGUCAGCGCAAUUUCUCCAAGGCCAUCAACGUGGCAAAACAGGUCUUCAAUACACUCACAGAGUAUAUUCAGGGUCCCUGCACCGGGAACCAGCAGAGCCUGGCGCACAGUCGCCUGUGGGACGCCGUGGUUGGUUUCCUUCAUGUUUUUGCACAUAUGCAGAUGAAGCUCUCACAGGAUUCGAGCCAGAUUGAGCUGUUGAAGGAGCUUAUGGACCUGCAGAAGGACAUGGUUGUAAUGCUGCUCUCCAUGUUAGAGGGAAACGUGGUAAACGGCACCAUUGGGAAGCAGAUGGUGGACAUGUUGGUGGAAUCCUCCAAUAACGUGGAGAUGAUCUUGAAGUUCUUCGAUAUGUUCCUCAAGCUGAAAGACCUCACCUCCUCGGACGCCUUCAAAGAACACGACCCGGACGGGAAAGGCGUCAUCUCCAAAAGAGACUUCCACAAGGCCAUGGAGAGCCACAAGCACUACACGCAGUCCGAGACCGAGUUCCUGCUGUCGUGCGCCGAGACGGACGAGAACGAGCUCCUGGACUACGAGGAGUUCGUGGAGCGCUUCCACGAGCCGGCCAAAGACAUCGGCUUCAACGUGGCCGUGCUCCUCACCAACCUCUCGGAGCACAUGCCUCACGACUCGCGCCUGCAGACCUUCCUGGAGCUGGCGGAGAGCGUGCUCAACUACUUCCAGCCGUACCUGGGCCGUAUCGAGAUCAUGGGCAGCGCCAAGCGCAUCGAGCGCGUGUACUUCGAGAUCAGCGAGUCCAGCCGCACGCAGUGGGAGAAGCCGCAGGUCAAGGAGUCCAAGCGGCAGUUCAUCUUCGACGUGGUCAACGAAGGGGGCGAGAAGGAGAAGAUGGAGCUGUUCGUGAACUUCUGCGAGGACACCAUCUUCGAGAUGCAGCUGGCCGCGAAGAUGUCCGACGCGGGGGAGCGGUCUGCAAGUAAAGAGGAGAGCGAGAGGGAGAAACCAGAGGAGGAGAGUCCAGACAUGGGAUUCUUCUCCGUCAGCACCGUGUGCACCGCCCUGCUCGCCCUCCGCUACAACAUCAUGCUUCUGAUGAAGGUUCUCUCCAUGAAGAGCCUGAAGAAGCAGCUGAAGAAGGCCAAGAAGAUGACUGUGAGGGACAUGGUGACGGCACUGGCGGCGUUCUGCUUCAGCGUCCUCGCCGGCCUGCUGCACUUCGCCUUCAGCGUGGCCCGAGGUUUCUUCCGCAUCAUCUACAGCAGCUUCCUGGGAGGGGGCCUGGUGGAGGGAGCCAAGACCAUGAAGGUGUCCGAGCUGCUGGCCAACAUGCCCGACCCCACACAGGACGAGGUCAGAGGGGAGAGCGAGGAGCUGGAGAGGAAACCUGCAGAGAAAGCUUUACCUGAGGAAGACCUGGCGGACCUGGCCGUGGCUGCAGAGGACACUGACCUGCUGUCUGAUAUAUUCGGGCUCGAUUUGAGAAGAGAGGGAGGGCAGUACAAACUCAUGCCUCAUAACCCCAACGCCGGCCUGACCGAGCUGCUUAAUACGCCCGUGCCAUCACCGCCGACACCCUCACCCGAACUCCGCCGGAGACACACGGCAAAAAGUUCAUCAUCAACAGAUGAGAAAGACGGCACAGAGGAGACCAAGACCGUGUCCGAGAAAGCAGAAGGUGAAGACGGCGAGAAACAUGAGAAGAAAAAAGAGGAGCAGAAGAAAAGGCUCAGACUCCACCGUUUUAAAUCAGACGAGCCGGAUCUUCAAGAGUCGGCAUUCUGGAAGAAGAUCAUCGCCUACCAGCGCAAACUCCUCAACUAUUUCGCACGCAAUUUCUACAACAUGAGAAUGCUGGCUUUGUUUGUGGCCUUCGCAAUCAACUUCAUCCUGCUCUUCUAUAAGGUGUCCACGUCGUCUGCAGUGAAGGAGGAGAAGCAGGUGGUGUACAGCACAUCACAGCUGGAUAAUAGCCUGAGGUGGGACUCGCAGAGCAGCUCUCCCGCCGAUCGUCCGGUCACGGUGCACUUCGUGCUGGAGGAGAGCAGUGGCUACAUGGAGCCCACGCUGCGCAUCCUGGCCAUCCUCCACACCAUCAUCUCCUUCUUCUGCAUCAUCGGAUACUACUGUCUCAAGGUUCCUCUGGUGAUCUUUAAGAGGGAGAAGGAGGUAGCCAGGAAGCUGGAGUUUGAUGGGUUGUAUAUAACGGAGCAGCCGUCAGAGGAUGACAUCAAAGGCCAGUGGGACAGACUGGUCAUCAACACACAGUCCUUUCCAAACAACUACUGGGACAAAUUCGUCAAAAGGAAGGUGAUGGAUAAGUACGGCGAGUUUUACGGUAACGAUCGCAUCAGCGAGCUGCUGGGCAUGGAUAAAGGCGCUCUGGAUUUCAGUGAUGCCCACGGGAAGAGGAAGCCCAAGAAAGACGGCUCGUUAGCUGCUGUGUUAAACUCGGUUGAUGUGAAGUACCAGAUCUGGAAGCUGGGUGUGGUCUUCACAGAUAAUUCAUUCCUGUAUCUAGCCUGGUACAUGACCAUGUCCAUACUGGGCCACUACAACAACUUUUUCUUCGCUGCUCACCUGCUGGACAUAGCUAUGGGCUUCAAGACACUAAGGACCAUCCUGUCUUCUGUCACUCACAAUGGCAAACAGCUGGUCCUGACAGUGGGCUUGCUGGCAGUGGUAGUCUACCUCUACACAGUGGUGGCCUUCAACUUCUUCCGCAAGUUCUAUAACAAGAGCGAGGACGGAGAGUCACCAGACAUGAAGUGCGACGACAUGCUAACGUGUUACAUGUUCCACAUGUACGUGGGCGUGCGUGCCGGCGGUGGCAUCGGCGAUCAGAUCGAGGACCCUGCGGGUGACGAGUACGAGAUCUACCGCAUCAUCUUCGAUAUCACGUUCUUCUUCUUCGUCAUCGUCAUCCUGCUCGCCAUCAUCCAGGGUCUGAUCAUCGAUGCGUUUGGUGAGCUGAGAGACCAGCAGGAACAAGUGAAGGAAGAUAUGGAGACCAAGUGUUUUAUCUGUGGGAUUGGAAACGACUAUUUUGACACAGUCCCUCAUGGCUUUGAGACACACACUUUACAGGAGCACAACUUGGCAAACUAUCUAUUUUUUGUGAUGUAUCUCAUUAAUAAGGAUGAAACAGAGCACACGGGCCAGGAGUCGUACGUUUGGAAAAUGUACCAGGAGCGCUGCUGGGAAUUCUUCCCGGCCGGAGACUGCUUCCGAAAACAAUACGAGGACCAGCUUAACUAACCCACACGCGCACACGUACACACAAGAGCCAUGGACUCUCGGACUUCUCUGUGACUGUUCCGGAGGAGGACUCUCUUUCAUCCCGGAAUGCUUUUGGAGAUUCUGUACAUAGCUGCACCGCGCCCAGAACACGCUGGACCGACGAGAGGAGAGAAGGAGAGAAAGAGACCGAGCGCUUCUCCAUUUUUACAUUUGCUUUAAUGGAAAGACACUCAAAGAUGAACAAAAAUAAAGAAAAAGAACAAUGGACACCGAGGAGGAGGAGAUAGAGGAUCGAGAGUGUGGACGAAUGUAGUCGAAUGCGACGUCAUCUCACUCAUUCUUGGUCUUGUUUGUUCGGCAGGAUGCAUGAAUAGAUGGAUGGAUGGAUGGAUGGAUGAUUGAACCAUGAUACUGGCCAGGGAGAACAGAAGGGACACAGUGCCUUACCAAGCAAAGGGUGAGCUAUGCAAGCUUUCGGAGACAGAACGAUAGGUAUCGUCAGACAGACACCACGAGGGCUAUUACAGACGUAUAACACUAUGAUGAAGGUAAUAUACAGCUAAUGUAGAAAUAUAGCUAGGCAUUUAUAAGUGUGAGUGUGUGUGUGUGUGUGUGUGUGUGUGUGUGUGUGUAUAAGAGAAAUCGUAAAGAAGUCGUAAGAAUGUACAGCGUCGCAUUAUAAAGCCAUGGGAGAUCGGGAGCUUGCAAUCCUUCAGACCGCUGACGGGUUUUCAUUUCGUCACCACCUCACCCUUCCCUGCACCAUUUCUGUCCUAGAUGCCCUAGAUGUUCGUUUUUCCCCUCUUUAUUUCGGGAGAUUUAUGCAUUCGCGGCGUAACGACAGCGGCGUUUAAUCUUUAUAUACACUAGAGUUCUAGGAAUCUCUCCGAGAAGAAAAAAUAAAGUCCUUUUUUUUU
This is a messenger RNA of Trichomycterus rosablanca, 15823 nucleotides long. RefSeq names its product ryanodine receptor 2a (cardiac) (gene ryr2a). Gene Ontology annotation, molecular function: protein binding; calcium ion binding; ryanodine-sensitive calcium-release channel activity. The record is from RefSeq and is a predicted model, not a curated record. Gene Ontology annotation, biological process: striated muscle contraction; intracellular calcium ion homeostasis; release of sequestered calcium ion into cytosol by sarcoplasmic reticulum. Gene Ontology annotation, cellular component: sarcoplasmic reticulum membrane; Z disc; smooth endoplasmic reticulum. The transcript has 104 exons. NCBI's taxonomy places the organism in Eukaryota, Metazoa, Chordata, Actinopteri, Siluriformes, Trichomycteridae. The coding region runs from base 42 to 14924 and encodes 4960 amino acids.